UGGCACUGUAAGCUAUCUAUGUAACUAAUCGCUUCCCCUCCCACUCAUCCUGCCAUCACGCUAUUCACCUUUCUUCGCAAGCCUUCGUCGUCUGAUUUCGACGCAUUGAUCGUCUCGGUUGAUGUGAUAUCCGUGAUACAAACCUUAAAUUUUACAAUCCGACUCGACUCAUGGGAAGAUAAGAGUAACCAUACCAUUGUUCACCUGCCAUGUUACUGUCACCAAUUAUUCCAUAUGCGAGACCAACUGGCAAAGCGGACGUCUGAUUUCGGUCCACGACAACGCUGACCGAUACUGAGCCCUCAAUCUCUGCAUGGAAGUCUUUCGCUGGACGAAAGUCUGCUUGUCAAAUAUAUAGCAUCUAAGCCCUCGAUCACCUGUCGUAUUUCGUCGCCAUGGGAAGACUGAUCAAAAACCACUGGGCCCGCUUGAUCAUCCUCACCGCUGCAGCUUAUCAAGUAGGCAGCGCUGUGGAGUGCUUCAUCUGGCCCAAAAUAUUCUGGGACUUCACAACAAGAAAUCUUAACGGCGCUGUAAAACCUACCCCGAUACUCCAAAUCCUCAACCUCAUAAUGGGCCUGCUCGGCAUCGCAUGGGAAUGGCCGUUGAACCUUCUCGCUGGAACCCUACCACAUCGCAGCAUCGAAGUGCGACUCAUCAUGUACCCUCUCAGCGCUCUCCUCGCUGCCCUUCUCUACCAGGGGACGGAUCCUGCCAUAUACUAUCUGAUCGGAAUUGCGGUCUACUUCUGGGCGUACACCGAAGGCGAGCAAGGUCUUCGGUCAACAGCAGAUAUGUCGCCACCUGCUCCUGUUGCUGAGGACAUUUCCCUAGCAUAUCAAGAUGAAGCUGGCAUCGACGACGAACAUGAUGUCCCGGUGAACAAGAAGACCACUUUCAAUGGCAGACUGAACCAAUACUUUCAUGCAUCCAAGAACGUCGCAUCGACAAGGGAGUCGCUGUCGAAGGUUGCCUCAGCGCCGAAUCUCCUAACAGCAACGACCAAGCGCAAACCCGACUCUCAAUCAGAACCACCCAGUGAUCCAUCCAGCAAUGCCUCGACACUUCAAUUGCCCAUCAAACGACCACGAACCCUCCGUUCAAGCCGAUCCUCACCCGUAACCACCAGUCUCACCCCGCGCAUCACCCGUUCCCGCUCCGCUUCUUCCACCACCUCGCUCCUUCCAUCAACGCCCAACUCCCCUCUCACACCGUCCCGCCGCCGACAACCCUCCACACCAGCUACAUCCUCCACCUGCCUCCUCCGCGACACCAUCCCGCCGAAUCUCACCCUCCUCCUGGUCGGCGUAAACCCAGGCAUCAUGACCGGCACCACAGGCUUCGCCUACGCACACCCCUCGAACCUCUUCUGGAAACUCCUGCACUGGUCCGGCAUCACCCCCAUCCGCCACCCGCCCUCAGACACCUACCGCCUACCGGAACUCUACAACAUCGGAAACACGAAUAUCGUCGAGCGCCCAACGCGAGACGCAAGCAUGCUCAGCAAGGCUGAGAUGAACGCGGGUGUCCCCGUGCUUGAGGCCAAGGUCGCGAAGCAGCGGCCCGAGGCGGUCUGUCUCGUGGGCAAAAGUAUCUGGGAGGCUGUGUGGCGGGUGCGCAAGGGGAGGCCGAUCCGCAAGGAGGAGUUCCGGUAUGGCUGGCAAGAUGAGACGGAGAAUAUGGGGCGAUGUGAUGGCCCUGAUGGAUGGGAGGGCGCGCGGGUGUUUGUCGCGACGACCACGAGCGGCCUGGCUGCUGGGAUGAGUAUCGCGGAGAAACAGGCCGUGUGGAAUGAAUUAGGGAGCUGGGUUAUUCAGCGCCGGGAGGCUCUUGCGGGCAAGCUGCCUAGCCAAUGA
Aspergillus novofumigatus IBT 16806 is the source of this 1856-nucleotide messenger RNA. Its product is annotated as mismatch-specific DNA-glycosylase. Gene Ontology annotation, biological process: base-excision repair, AP site formation. The record is from RefSeq and is a predicted model, not a curated record. The transcript is spliced from 4 exons. Lineage: Eukaryota; Fungi; Ascomycota; Eurotiomycetes; Eurotiales; Aspergillaceae. Bases 396 to 1856 code for a protein of 486 amino acids. Gene Ontology annotation, molecular function: mismatch base pair DNA N-glycosylase activity.